Messenger RNA from Pseudoliparis swirei, 4872 nucleotides. RefSeq names its product ribosomal RNA processing 12 homolog (gene rrp12). The record is from RefSeq and is a predicted model, not a curated record. Lineage: Eukaryota; Metazoa; Chordata; Actinopteri; Perciformes; Liparidae. The transcript has 34 exons. The coding region runs from base 192 to 4088 and encodes 1298 amino acids.
GAAGACGUUUUCGUUAUGUUGUGCGAGUUCUGUUCUGGGCUGAACAGCGCCAUCUACUGGCAAAACACCGCCAGGGUCGGAGAGACACGUGAGGCGAGGACACCCACCGUGACGUCAUUCCGUAAGCGACCGCUUCAACUGGACGAGCUGCGCAGGCAAUUUGGGCAACGGGGCUGUUUUCAACCUCGAACAUGGUCAAAUCGGGGAAACUUCGAUCCGGGACGGGGUCUAAACUAAAACGGUGGAAGAAAGGACACAGUAGCGACUCAAACCCGGAGACGAGUCGGCAUCGGCAGGCUGCUAAAAGCCGCUUCUUCAGCCGACCCACCGGAAAGAGCGACCUAACGGUUGAUGCUCUUAAGCUUCACAAUGAUCUGCAGGUCGGUCCGCUGGAGCUGGGUGGCCGUAAAAAUGCCUGUAUGGAAGAGGAGCCCAAUGAGGGGUUUUCAGAAAGGACCUCGGGUACCUUCCUCAGCGGCCUGUCGGACUGCUCGAACCUGACCUUCAGAAAUGUGCAGCGCUACUGGGAAUCCAAUUCAGCUGCUCACAAAGAGAUCUGUGCAGUGUUGGCAGCUGUUACUGAGGUGAUCCGUAGUCGAGGAGGGAAGGAGACAGAAACGGAGUACUUUGCUGCUUUGAUGACGACACUGGAGGUUGUGGAUUCGGCCGAGUCUCAGGCUGCAGUGGCGUACCUUCUCAACCUCGUCAUGAAACGGGUUCCUGUUCCUGUGCUCAUGUCAAAGUUCUCGGACACCACCAAGGCUCUGAUGGAGAUCAUGUCCAAACAGGCCAUGUUUGAGACUUCCUCGGCUCUUAGAUGGAUCCUGUCGUGCUUGGCCACUUUGUUGAGGAAGCAGGAUGCAACUGUCUGGACUUACCCGUCUACUGUUCAGGCUUACCACGGCCUUCUCAGCUUCACAGUGCACAGCAAGCCAAAGUUAAAUUUCAUGUCCUGUUUCUCUUCUCAGGUCCGUAAAGCAGCGCAGCAAGGCGUCUGCUCCAUUCUCAGAGGUAGUGACUUCCUGUUUACAGACGAUGCCCCGACCCAUCACCCUGCUGCAGCCACCACAGCCAAGUUCUGCAUGAAGGAAAUGGAGCAGGCAGGAGGCAGCAAAGAGGACACCACCACACUUCACGUGCUGGGGCUUCUGAAGGAGUUGAUGGGGAUAUUUCCUCUAGUUGCUGUCAAGUCCUGUUGUGAGACUCUGCUGCGAGUGAUGACCCUCAGCCAUGUGCUGGUGACCGCCAGUGCCAUGCAGGCCUUUCAUAAGCUAUUCAGCGGGAAGCCAAAUGCCUUAACCCUCUCUCCAGAACUCAACGCACAGAUCAUCACGGCUCUUUAUGACUAUCUGCCGAGUGAGAAUGACCUGCAGCCUCUGCUGGCUUGGCUCGCUGUCAUGGAGAAAGCACAUGUCCACUUGGCGGGUUUGCAGAGUACUCUGAGUUUGGGUCACCUCCCUCGGCUCUUCUCUGCGGCCACGUCCUGUCUGUUGUCACCUCAUACGCAGGUGGCUUCUGCAGCCACCAAUACACUAAAGACAUUAUUGACUGAAUGUGUUGCUCCUCACAUGGAGGGGAUGGGCAUGAUCACCGCCACAGCCUCGGCAGGGAACCCCUCCUAUGUCUGCAAAAUGUUUCGCAUCAUAGAGGAUGGAUUGUCUUACCGCUUCCAUGCCGCCUGGCCAUUUGUGCUGCAGAGCCUGGGUUGCUUCUAUCGAGCGGCAGGGAAACAAGCUCACCCCAUCAUGACCAAGUCCCUGCAGUCUCUGGCGGACCUGCGCUCCACUCCUCAUUUCCCCUUCAGCGGUGAGUUGGACCUGGCUGUAGGAGGCGCUGUAGAGGUCAUGGGGCCUGAAGUGGUGCUGGGUGCUGUUCCUCUCAACAUCACCGGCUACGACGAUGACUUGGAGUUCCCACGCAGCUGGCUGAUCCCGGUCAUACGGGACCACGUGAAGAACACUCACCUUGGUUUCUUCUCUUCCUACUUCCUCCCUCUCGCCUCCACACUCAUGCAGAGAGCUGUAGAAUUGGAGCAAGCAGGCCAGAAACUCGAGUCCAAAGUCUACAAGACAUUACAGACGCAGAUUUGGACCAUGCUUCCUGGCUUCUGUACAUGUCCUGUGGACCUACUUGCAUCCUUCAAAAGCAUUGCUCGCACACUCGGUAUGGCUGUGAAUGAACGGCCGGACCUUCGGCUCACAGUGUGCCAGGCUCUACGCACGAUCGUCAACAAGAGCUGCUCCACCGAGGAAGAAAAAGCUGAAGUGGGCCGCUUCUCCAAGAACUUCCUGCCCAUCCUUUUCAAUGUGUACAGCCAGAAGCCUGCAGCCGGAGAGUCCGCCACCUACAGGAUGGCUGUGCUAGACACCAUCAAGGUCUACCUAACUGUCACCGAGACAGAGAUGAUCUGCACUUUCCUCCAAAAGGCCACAGACAGAUUGAUUAGCUCUGACGCCAACGAGUUCACACGGCUGUCAAUGAUGGACCUUGUAGUUGCCAUGGCUCCCUCUUUAGAUGAGGUCACCAUAACUAAAACCUUUGAGCUGAUUAAGCCAUAUUUGGAGACCAAAGAGCCCGGCAUGCAGAAGAAGGCGUACCGUGUGCUGGAGGAGAUGUGUGGAGGAGAGAGAGAUGAGUGCAGAUCGUUUGUCGUAGCUAAUCUGGAAGCGCUCAAAGUUGUGCUGCUCGAAACUCUGAAAAAUGCCUCCUCACCAGCAAAGAGGCCGAGACUGAAGUGUCUGAUCCACAUCGUGAAAAGUCUCAAUGAAGAACACAGAGACUUCAUAACAACACUGCUGCCAGAGGUGAUUAUCUGCACCAAGGAGGUGUCUGUUGGAGCGCGUAAGAACGCCUACAAUCUGCUGGUGGAAAUAGGAAACGCAUUCAUCCGCUUCUGUGGGAACAUAAACGAUGCCAUGGAGCAGUACUUGGCAUUGGUGUAUGCAGGACUUACAGGCUCCGUCACUAUGAUCACCUGUACAGUGUUGGCGCUAACUCGACUGAUGUUUGAGUACAAAGACGCUAUAGAUGUGACCACCAGGGAGCAGCUGCUGCACAAUGUGUGUCUGCUGCUGACAUCUCGUACCAGAGAGAUAGUCAAAGCUUCCUUAGGCUUCAUCAAAGUCAUCCUCUUCAUCAUGGACCCCAAGACGCUGGCAUCACAUGCCACUGUCAUAAUGAAGGGAGUCGGGAGCAUCAAAGACGAUGUGAGGAGGCACUUCAGAACCAAACUGAAGAACAUCUUUACCAAGUUCAUCAGGAAGUUUGGUUUUGAGCUGGUGAAAAGCAUGCUGCCCGCAGAGCACCACAAGGUCCUUGCGAACAUCCGCAAGGCCGAUGCUCGCACCAAGAGAAAGAAGCAGGCUAAAGAGCAGCAGGACGACUCCAACAGCGAAAAGGAUAAUCCUAAAGCCAAGAGCCAAAGUAUUGAGGACAUCCUUGCCGAGUCAGACAGUGAUAUGUCAGAGGACGAAGGAAAGAAGAAGUAUUCUCAGAAGAAAGCAGGCAAACCGCAGAAAGCAAGGGCCUGGCUCAAAGAAGGAGAGGAAGAUGACCCACUUAACUUCCUGGACCCCAAGGUUUCCCAGAGAGUGCUAGCCACCAACCCAGCGAUGAAAAAGAGUGCCAAGGUUGCGCACGGCUUCAAGGUGACGUCAGACGGACGGCUGAUCAUCAGAGAGGAUGACGUGGAGGAUGUGAAAGACAACGAUGAGGGAGAGAUGAAAGAUAUCCUAGAAGAGGCCGGAGUCAAGAGUAAAAAGUCACUGAAAAGGAAUUUCCAAAAUGACAACUUCGAUGAUGACAUGGACGUUCAACCCCAGCAAAAAUAUAAAGCUGGCGGCUCGGGUAUCCACAGAGCCCUGGGAGGAAGAGAAGACAUGGGUUCAGACUACAAGUCAAAGAAAGGAAAAGGAGACGUGAAGAUAAAAGGAAAGGUGGAUCCUUAUGCUUACAUCCCUCUGAAAAAGUCCCAGCUCAAUCGAAGAAAGCGGGCCAAAAUGCAGGGCCAGUUCCAGGGCUUGGUGAGAGGAGCCCAGAAGGGGGCGCUGUCUGGAAAGAAAAUGCAGAAGAAAAAGAGGAAAGCCUGAAGAGCAUUCUUCUAUUCCUCAAUGGACUUUAAUUGCGUUGUGUGUGUGUGUGAGAGAUAGUGUGUUCAGAAACAUACUAAAGUGUAGACAUACACUUUGGAUGUGUGUAUGUUUGUGUGUCAUUGAAGGUGAAACCAGUUUGUUUUUAAACUGUUCCUUCUUUCUAAGCUCUCAAAUGUUUCCGACAUUAUAAAACUUUGUCGACCUUUAUCUGUCAAAGAAACCACGCAACUGUAAUCUGUUGGUUCUGUAUCAGAUAAAUAUCCCCCGCCGUAAAGAACUGCGUUUUGACUGCUAAGCGCCCACAGUGAACCUCUGUCUCGCAUUCUAUUGCAGAAAUCUAAGAUUGUACGAGGUGUAUUGUACGACAACUUCAUCUAAUUAAUUAGCCGCUCUGUUUGAGUUUGAAGUGUGCUUCAUGGCGCAGCCCAUCGGUGUCUAGACGGAGGGGAUGGCCCACCGGGCUGUAUUCAUUCUAUCACACAAUGCAGCAGUUGUCCUUGCACACACACCUGGCGGAGAUCUGCAGCACCGCUCUGCUUUUCUCUUAUUUUUCACUAGAAGGCGCUGUAGACUUCUUGGUUAUUACCAGUGAACAAAAGGCUUCAUUCAUGCAUUUUAAGAUUAUUAAAUACAAAUUUAGAGCUGUUUCUGUACUGAUGUUUGAAGCAAUAUUUUCUUGUUGUUAAUCCUGACCAGAAACUCGGCUAUCUCAAGCCUGUAGUUGGUUUUUCAUGCAACAGUGUAACUUCAAUGCAGCUCCAUAAAGGGUGCGUUUACAUAC